Cicer arietinum (chickpea) is the source of this 2807-nucleotide messenger RNA. Its product is annotated as pentatricopeptide repeat-containing protein At1g71420. Lineage: Eukaryota; Viridiplantae; Streptophyta; Magnoliopsida; Fabales; Fabaceae. Gene Ontology annotation, cellular component: intracellular membrane-bounded organelle. The record is from RefSeq and is a predicted model, not a curated record. Gene Ontology annotation, molecular function: zinc ion binding; protein binding; RNA binding. Gene Ontology annotation, biological process: RNA modification.
AUGAACAAGACAGAUCAGCAACCUUCUAGAAUUAGAAUUCAAAUCCAAAAUCCUUACAAUUUUAUUUAUUUUUUAAUUGUUAUUAUUAUUGAAAUAAAAAUCUAGCAACAUAAUCUUACCAUCAAGAUUCAAGUGUCAUCAUGCAUGAAAUAACAAACUAUGCAAAAACAAACCCAAAAUGAAUAUGAUACUUAUUGCUAUGCUGCGUUCCAAAAACCUUGUACGCCAUGUAUUCCCCAAACGUUGUAUGUUUCACAAUCUCUACACUUCAACUACACAACCAGAUCCACAAACCAUAGCCACAAACGUAAACACACAAAUACGUACUCUUUCCUUACAAGGUAAUCUUGAAGAAGCACUUUCACUUGCUUACACUCACUCUUCUCUAACACUUCAAGACUAUGCCUUUCUCUUCCAUGCUUGUUCUCAGAAAAAGUACAUUCAACAAGGCAUUAAACUGCACCGUUACAUAAUUGAAAAACAACCCACAAUUCAAAAUGAUCUCUUUAUCACAAAUAACCUCCUAAACAUGUACUGCAAAUGUGGCCAAUUAGAUUAUGCUCGCUACCUGUUUGAUAAAAUGCCAAGGAGAAACUUUGUUUCUUGGACUGUUCUCGUUUCUGGGUAUGCUCAAUCUGGUUUAAUCAGAGAGUGUUUUUCGCUGUUUUCUGGCAUGUUGGCUUAUUUUCGUCCCAAUGAAUUUGCGUUUGCAAGUGUGCUCAGUGUUUGUGAGCAGCGUGAUAUCGAAUAUGGCUUGCAGGUACAUGCUGUUGCUUUGAAAAUGUCGUUGGAUGUCAAUGUGUAUGUUGCAAAUGCCCUUAUUACAAUGUAUAGCAAGUGUUCUGGUGGUUUCGGUGGAGGUUAUAAUCAAACUUCGGAUGAUGCGUGGGCUGUUUUCAAGUCAAUGGAGUAUAGAAAUCUUAUAUCUUGGAAUUCGAUGAUUUCAGGUUUUCAAUUCCGUGGACUUGGGGACAAAGCUAUUGGCCUGUUUGCAUAUAUGUAUAGCAAUGGAAUUGGGUUUAACUGUGCCACAUUACUCGGUGUUUUGUCGUCGUUGAAUCAAUGCAGUACUUUGGAAGAUGACAUCAACAACACAUAUCUCAGGAACUAUUUUCAAUUGCACUGUCUCGCUAUUAAAAGUGGUCUUAUUUCAGAAGUUGAAGUGGUAACUGCAUUGGUAAAAUCCUAUGCAAAUCUAGGGGAUCACAUUUCUGACUGUUAUAAGCUCUUUCUCGAUACGAGUGGUCGACAUGAUAUUGUGUCAUGGACUGCUAUUAUUUCCGCGUUUGCAGAACAGGAUCCUGAGCAGGCUUUCCUUCUUUUCUGUCAACUUCAUUUGGAAAAUUUUGUGUUGGAUCGACAUACAUUCUCAAUCGCCUUAAAAGCUUGUGCGUACUUUGCGACGGAGCUAAAUGCAAUGGCAGUUCACUCACAAGUAAUUAAACAAGGGUUUCAAGAAGAAACAGUUGUUUCAAAUUCCUUGAUACAUGCUUAUGGGAGGUCUGGCUCCUUAGCUUUGUCUGAACAAGUAUUUGACGAAAUGGGUUGCCAUGAUUUGGUUUCUUGGAAUUCAAUGCUCAAGUCUUAUGCCAUGCAUGGUCGAGCUAAAGAUGCAUUGGAGCUCUUCUCGCGAAUGGAUGUCCACCCAGAUUCUGCAACUUUUGUUGCUCUUCUCACUGCUUGCAGUCACGCUGGACUUGUUGAAGAAGGGUUGAAGAUUUUCAACUCUAUGACUGAAAGUCAUGGUAUUUCUCCGCAAUUAGAUCACUAUGCCUGCAUGGUUGACCUUUAUGGACGAGCUGGGCAGAUAUUUGAGGCAGAGGAGUUGAUACGCAAAAUGCCAAUGAAACCUGAUUCUGUGAUUUGGAGUUCACUACUCGGAUCUUGCAGGAAGCACGGCGAGGCUGACUUAGCCAAAUUGGCAGCGGAUAAAUUUAAAGAGUUAGAGCCUAAAAAUUCGUUGGCGUAUAUACAAAUGUCAAACAUAUAUUCCUCCGGAGGUAGUUUUAUUGAAGCUGGCUUGAUGAGGAAGGAAAUGAGAGACUCUAAAGUGCGAAAAAGACCUGGAUUAAGCUGGGUUGAGGUUGGAAAGAAGGUUCAUGAAUUCACAUCUGGUGGCCAACAUCAUCCAAAAAGAGGGGAUAUAUCGAGCCAGCUUGAGAUAUUGAUCAUAAAAUUGAAAGAAAUAGGUUACGCUCCCAUGACGAGCGCAGCUUUGCAUGACAUUGAAAUUGCGCACAUAGAAGACCAACUGUUUCAUCAUAGUGAGAAGUUGGCAUUGGUAUUUGCUAUAAUGAAUGAAGGAAUUUUGCCUUUUGGUGGGAGUGUCAUUAAAAUAAUGAAGAAUAUCCGUAUUUGUGUGGAUUGUCAUAACUUCAUGAAAUUAGCAUCAAAACUAUUUCAGAAGGAGAUUGUUGUAAGAGAUUCAAAUCGCUUUCACCAUUUCAAAUAUGCAACAUGCUCUUGUAAUGACUAUUGGUAACAUACCACCUGCUGCAUCCCCCUGUUGGCUGCAAUGACUAUUAGUUAUACACUGCCUACAAUCCUCAACUUGAUCGCACUAUGCAUGCAUGGUAGACCUUUUAGCCAUAGUUUUGAUUGAUAGAAAGAGAAGGAAUGACACUAGUUCAUAGUUAGGUUUGUUUGAUGGAAUGCUUUAUGUUCCAUUUCAUCCAAGGCUCCUAUGUUUCUUUCUCCCAAUUUGGAGAACAUGAGAUGGAAACUUUAUUUUUAUUCCAUCCCAUUUCAAUUUCCUCAUUAAAUACAGAAUCAACGAAAUUAUAAUUUAACUGUUUUAUUUCAACUUA